UACUGCCUCAUGCAUCACUUGCCACAGCUCUCUCUCUUCAUCACCCCUUUUUGGUUCUUUGAUUAAUUUGUUCCUUAAAAUGGAAAUUAAAGCUACUGUGUCACUUGUCUUAGCUUCGUUGCUCUUGGUCACCACAUGGGCUAUGGCCCCUCCGCCGGAGGAACGUCCCCAUAGCCACCCCUUGAUCAAGGCUCCGCCAGCCCAUUCGCCGGAAAAGCCUCAGGUUCCUUGCCCUCCCCCCGAGAACCAUCACUACCAUCAUGCUCCAGGAAAGGCUCCUUUCCACUCCCCUGAGAAGCAUCACUAUCACCAUGCUCCUAAAUACGAAUGCCCAUCAAGGUGUGAGGAGCACUGCAAGAAAGAUCACCACAAGAAGGAGGAGGAGCAGGAGGAGGGGAGGAGGUGUGUGAAAGCAUGUACCGCGUGCUGUUGUGAGUCCAAACAUGUGCCAGAGCAUGAGAAGAAAUGCAAGUGGAGUCAUAUGAAGAUGGAAGGCAAAAAGAUGAAAUGCCCUUGAGAAUUCGGCCGAAUCCGGCUGCGGCUACUUAUAUAGUUAUAUUAUCUAUGUUAUAGUACUUGUUACUACUUCUGUAACAUCAGCGCUUGUGUUUAGUCCUAUGAUGUAAUAAGCCUGAGUAGGUUGCCUCAGGGGCAUUGUUGUAACUGGGAGAUCUAUAUUCCUGUUUAAUGCUAAAAAAAUGUAGUUUUUAGCA
Molecule: messenger RNA, 713 nt
Organism: Rhododendron vialii
Lineage: Eukaryota; Viridiplantae; Streptophyta; Magnoliopsida; Ericales; Ericaceae
Exons: 3
Coding region: 80-517 (145 amino acids)
Source: RefSeq, a predicted model, not a curated record